AUGUGUGGACCAGUCAUGGAGAAGCGAGUGGCAACCAUCAUGGUCGACCAAACUGCAGCAAGUCAGAGCUUACAACGGAUCGAGGAGCAGCUCAUUGAGAUCAGGGAGGCCGGACUUCGGCAGGUGCCUCUGAUCUUUCUAUGCAUCAACGGCAACGGCGAGAAGGUCAAGCGUGGCGAUGAGACCGUUGAGGUUGGUUCGUCCAGUGGAUGGAUCCGGGUGGUCCGACGCAUGCUAGAGGUUCCACAGCCCGUGUACGGCAUCGCUACCGGCAGCAUGGGCCGCUUUGGUAUCAUGCUUCUGGAGGCUUGUGACUACGUCUACUCAGACAGCCUCCAGCAGGGGGUUCCGACGAAUCGGAUCUUGAGCCCCUUUGAGACAGCCAUUGUGUGCAAGAUCGCUGCGGAUGAGGCAGAGCUCAUGGAUGAGAUCUCCUUGGGGGAGCUGAAAGCAGAGCUGAUCCGCAACAAGCUUUUCGCUCGCUUCCCGAAGUUAUCGUCCGCAGAGAGCUCCAAGUUGUCGGUGCAAUUCGGGCAAGACAAGCGCGAGGGAGCCGGGCGGCCUGCGUUUUCGGCGUCUUCAAGUCAGCAAGGGAGUGUGGAGCAGGGAUGA
Molecule: messenger RNA, 612 nt
Organism: Cladocopium goreaui
Lineage: Eukaryota; Dinophyceae; Suessiales; Symbiodiniaceae
Source: the annotation of a GenBank genome assembly